Cyclocybe aegerita is the source of this 939-nucleotide messenger RNA. NCBI's taxonomy places the organism in Eukaryota, Fungi, Basidiomycota, Agaricomycetes, Agaricales, Hemipholiotaceae. The record is from the annotation of a GenBank genome assembly.
AUGCAUUUUCAGAAGAGAUCACACAAGGUUGGCACCAUUUUCAAAGGAGUCAGAGCUCUUCCUUUCAAGCAGCGACCUAAAAUGAUAUCGUCGUCGUCUAAUGUGCUGUCUAGCCCAGCAGUCACCCCAGCGUCAGGGGAGAAGACCUCUUUGCCUGGUUUUGGACUACCGUUGAAUUAUGGUUUCCCCAGUGAGGGGAAGGACAGUCGAUUUCCCAGCGCACUUCUCCCUGAAGAUAUUAAGGAGGGUCGGACAACGCUCGCGCUAACGACGCUGCGCGAAUUCAAGAUGCUGCAGAUCAUGAACCAGAUCACAGACAAGCCAGAUUGGCACACCAAGGUGUUCGACGAAACGAUCGCCGCGAAAUGGAAAUCCGAGGCUAUCGCCCAAGACGCGAGAGGCGUUAGCAAGGCAAUGAUGAACUGGGUCAUCGAUGAGCUCCGCUACAAGGCCAAGAUAUUCGAGCAAACGGGCGCCAUCUCUGUCUUCACAGGCGACGUUGUCAAAUCCGAUUCUGCUCUUCCCGAAUCGUUCAAGCUCGAACUCCAGGCUGCUGUCAAACCAUUGGAAGACAUCCCAGCGAAGGACAAGGACUGGCACCCGGGAUCGAAGAAGAUGGUGCUGGACCUCGUCCACCCGUCUCUGUUUCCGCUCGUAUAUGGCCGCUCGAAGGUCCUCGAGAGCGGACGCACGACUCUAGAGGACUGUAUCGCUCAGUGCGGGGAAGGGGUUGUGAUACCAGUGCCGUCAGAGAGGAGAGCACAGUUGAAGUGCCUCGUUACAAUUACAGCAUGGUCAAGCAACCAUACAGUCGUAAAUUUCAAUGGCUUCCGUGCGAAGUUGAUAUCUCUUCGGAGAAGGCGAAAAUUACGAGCUACAUCAACAACCUCCAUCCAGAAAAACAUAAGACACUCUAUGCGCUCAUCGAACAGGUCGUAG